AAGCAAGGUUUAGUAAAAUCUGUUAUUAAAAAUGUUAUGACAAAAAUUAUAAUAAUUAUGUAUCGAAAAUAUAAAAAAAAAAAGAUUUUCAAAUAUUUUCCUAGCUGUCAAACGUAUUUGUUGAUCAAACGUUUUGUCAAGAUAUUAACGGUUGUUGCUAUGUAUUUACUAAAAUAUGUCGGAAGAACUCGAGAAAGCCGGACUAUACAUUGAUGAUAUCUAUCGGCUGCGUGUACAAGAUCCAGCAAUUGCUAACGAAACAAAUGAAUUGCGCGAAGAGUGUUUGGAAUAUGCAGACAAAUUGCAAGAAUUUAAGAAAUAUGCUGAAGAUUUUCAUAAAAUCAUAAGUGGUUUCGCAAAAGAUGUGGAAAAAGAGAAACUACGAGCUAUCGGUACACAAAAUCUGUUGAAAACUAUUGCGAAGGAACGACAGGCAGAGCAGCAGGUGUAUCAAAGUAAAAUACAUGAGAAAAAUAUUGAAUUAGAAAGACUGCGUAACGAAUAUCAGUACUUGCAACGCGUGGAGUCAGAGCAACAGGAAAUAAUUAAUAAUUAUUUGCUGAAUCAGUGAAAUCAAUUGUAUUUGUAUAUACUAAAUAUAAAACAUAACAUAAAUAUAUAAUUAAUAAUAUUGUAAUGAUUAGCA
Messenger RNA from Zeugodacus cucurbitae (melon fly), 646 nucleotides. It is a transcript of the gene IFT20, whose product is annotated as intraflagellar transport protein 20 homolog. The record is from RefSeq and is a predicted model, not a curated record. Gene Ontology annotation, cellular component: Golgi apparatus; intraciliary transport particle B; centrosome. Gene Ontology annotation, biological process: intraciliary transport; centrosome localization; protein localization to cilium. The transcript has 2 exons. The coding region runs from base 176 to 571 and encodes 131 amino acids. Lineage: Eukaryota; Metazoa; Arthropoda; Insecta; Diptera; Tephritidae.